AUGCAAAACUCUUCACCACGUCAAGAUGCAGGGGCCAGAGUUGUGGCCGUCCUCCACGCUCAGGCUUCGCUGGCCCAAGUGGCCGGAGCAGCCAUGGCAGGUGUGCGCUUGACGUUACCCUCACGAAGGGUUCUGUCGCCAACGCCCAACUGCAGUGCCAGAACGAAGAAGCCAAGAAUCGAAUCGAGGCCAACCCUCCACAUGUAUUCUGGUUCCAGGCCAACGCCUCGGCCCUCCGAAGAAUUCUGUCCGCGCCAGAAGCUGUGGACUUUGUGGGCAGGUCGGCGCAAUCUAGAGGCACUUGACCUGGCAGUUGCUCUGGUCUUGCUCGUGCUUGAAGUCAUGUGCUGGCUUGUGGAAAGGUGGACGGGUGGUGUGGCUGGUUGGCACCUGUACCAUCGGAUUGUGAGCCACCUCCUGUUCAAGCUCUUUUUCCACGAGGUGACUGUCGACGACCCGCACAGGGUCUUGAACAUGGCAGGAAAUCAGCGACUUAUCUUUUGUUCCAACCACCCGACCGGCCUGCUCGACCGACUUCUGAUUCAGUACCUCUCGCCGCGUACUUGCUUGUGUUUGACGCAGAACUGGUUCUCGUACACAAACCACGUGGAGAUGUGCCUGCACGUCGUCCAAGGGCUGCCAUUCACGAGAAUGAUCGAAUGCCUCGACUACGGCCAUGCUCUUUGGAUAGCUGUCGGCGGAUCUCGAGAGUUAAAUCCCUACAUACGGAAGGUUCACACAGGAGCUGCAAGAAUCGCUUUGCAGGCUGCGCGACACAGCGAGUAUGAAGUCUUGCUGGUUCCGCUUCAUCUCUGCUUCGAGGCGCAUUGCCAGUUCAACUCAGCUGUGUUGGUCGAACUGGGGAAGCCGGUUCACGUUGAGCAUGGGGUUGAUCCAGACUCUGUCAGCGGGCGGGAACGUGUGCAUGGUCUCGUGAGAGCAUUGAAGGCAAACUUGCUGCCUCUAACGAACUGGAUCCCGGCAAAGCCUGAUGUGGACUACGGGAAGAAAGGGUCCAGAGGUGUUGGGCAAACGCGACUGGCUGUUUCAGAGUGGUACCUGAUCAGAGUGAUUGACACGCUCGUUUGCUUGCAUGCGCUGUCAACUAGCAACUGCCGUAUUCCGUGGCGCGCACGUGUGCAGCGAGUGCGAGCUGUGGCUCAGCAUUUAAGCGACCAGCCCAGCGAGAAGUUCCAACGGGCAAGGAAUGCCUUUCAAGAGUUUGCCGAUGCGGUGCCGGAGGGCAACUUGUUCCGUGUAGCCACAGGGACCUACUGGGACAUGCCUGUGGCGUUGAAGGCCAUUCCGCGAAGAAAUCCCUCUGCGGUGCCCGGAUUGACUCUGGCCGCUUUGAGAAACUUUUCCAAUGGUCCUCUUCGAUUUGCUGAACGCCCAGCAGAUCUUCGUGACUUGCCGGCUUCCUGCGCAUGCCGUUUGGCAGACCUCAGACAGGAGGCUUUGCAGCUUAUCGACUCAGUGUUGGCAUCUGUACAGUGGGAAGUGGAGGCAGAUGCAAGACAAAUCAUUGCUCUAUUGCGGCCUUCUAGGGCGUGCCCGCAGGUCACGUCGCGGGAUAGCCCGCGCUUUCAACCGGUGCAAUCCAUCGCGGCAGUGGCCAAUAGUGCUUUGUACACAGGCAGCGUCCAGCUGUUGACUUCGAACUCGCGUGCCGCAGCAAGCCCCGUGCCUAUGCGGGCCACCGUCGGCACCUUCACAGCUCGAUCAGUGUCGCCACAGCGCACCGCGUGGAGCAUGAGCCUCCCACUGGGGCCACAUGCUCCUUCGGUGCGAGCUGCCUCUCCUGGCUCCAGAGCUCAAUCUCCGCCGAGUGGGGUGCACCCUGUGCAGUGUGUGAUGCGAGCUCCGGUGCAGACCGUGCAACCCGCGAAUGCCCCGGGACCCAGGCAGCCAGCGGUUGGCAUUGCGUUUCCUGGGGCGGCCCUACCUCCCAGCCAUCAAAGAAUACCCCCUCGACGCAGAAGCAAUCGGAUCAGUGAGUCGUCCUUCAGCGUUGACCGUCCGCUUUUGCCAUGGAAUGCGGCCAUGGUGCCAGAAGGUGAACAGACCCAAGACGCAGCGGAGCUUUCCGAGGCUGUGAUGGAUGGAGUUGCGGCCGCUGCGAAUGAAGCAGCUGCUCAGCAACUGAUGCUGGGACCUACAGUUGCUUUGGCACCAAGCUCCGACAGUAUUCGUGCAGUUCAGCAAGAAGGAGUUGCAUCUAUUCAAGGUGCCUUGUCGCCAAAAACAUGCCAGCGCCUCCGUGGUUUUGUGUUGGAAGAGCUUUCCAAAGCCUGCAGAGCUGUGCAAGAUGACCCGACCCAGAAGUAUUCCCUGUUUUCGCGGGACAUACGGGAAACUCGUGCAUCAAAGACUGCGCUGGAGACCCGUUUCGAGCUGCAGUUGCCACGCACAGAGAUCACCGAAACCGCCCUCAUGGAAGUGCUCCAUGGUCAGGUGGGCAGUACGCUGGCAGCCCUGGCGGGCUCUAACGCAAAGCUCUGGGAGUUCACAGCCAUGGUUGCUAUGCCCGAUAGUAUUCCUCAGCGCUUGCAUUGCGACACUGGGUCGCCCUCGCCAGCUUUGUUCACCUCAUUCGUGGCCCUGCAGGAUGUGACCGAGAACAUGGGACCCACGCGGUUGAGUCCUCGAGUUGCGUCCUUGAGUCCAUCGCGCACCUCGCAUGCUGCACCGCUGCAGUGUCCUCUUGUCGGACAUGGGGCGUCAAAGCCUGGUCCCGUCAUCCCAGUCGUCCGGCACAUGGACACUAUGUCGGUCAGGCGAAAUCUUGGCCACCCCAAGGCAUUGUCCCACCCUUGCGCAACUGGCCCGACACAGAGCCAGACGGCCAGUGGAAGCCCCGUCGCUUCUCCGGUGGAGAUCAGCCGAGGCUCUGAUAGGCAGGCGCAGCAGGCUACUGUCUACAGCCCGGUGCGCACUUGUGUGCUGUUGGAUGGGUCCCGCCGCAGCAGCCCAACACGAGUUCAGGAGGCAUCUUCGAACUCUGCCCAAGCCAGUCCGGUCCUUUUGGGAACUCCGAAGUGGUCAACGAAGCAUCCAGAGGCCUCCAGCCGCGGUACGCCCGUUCGCAUUGUGGGUGGGCCGCCAAUGCAAGGGGCAUGCUGCAAGACUGAGCUUGCAGAGACUGCGCGUGCUGCUGCCCGUGCUACAGCAUCUCCUAUAAUUCAGCCGGACCCACAAUCUGAGACGCGAACUCCCAGUGGCAGCCUGCAAAGUCUUCCAGCAGUGAGUGGCUCUUGCAAGCUGAUUGGGCAAGCAGCUCCGUGCCCUGAUCCGUUCCUCUCGACUGGGCCAUCGGCAGCUCCACUCUCACCAAUGGCGCGGACACCUGAUCCACCAGGUGACGGAAGAAAUGGCAGUUGGUCAGGUCUGGAUUCACGCCAGAGCUUGACGUCCUGUUUCCUCGGUAAUGACAACAGCUCCCCACCGCACUUUGGCUCAGCCAAGAUUCUCCACACCUCUUCGAACAAGCACCGGACUCUUUCGCCCGGUGCUGCAUGUGUAGUGCUGCCGCCUAGCCCCGAGAUUGCUCCUCGGGGUGUUGGGCCGGUAAGCUCAGAUGUCCAGGGGCCUGCAGGUGAAUCCCAUAUCAAAGCAACGCUGUUCGAGUUGUUUCGCGUGCCCAUCUCCGAGCCACAUGUUGCAGAGCAGGUCGGAAAGGAGAUGGCGAGACAAGCAGAGACUCUGUGGGACGAUUUGGUGAUCCUCCCACCAGUGCGGAGUCUUGCAAGUGCUGUAGCGCGUUCUAUAUCAAGCUCAGGUCAGGCAAAAGAUGAACCCCUCUGGACAGAACAUCUUGGUGACGAGGAAGCAUACCAGGGAUGGUGGAGAUGUGUGUUGGCCAGAUAUGGGUUGUCUGGCUCCGGAGAUGCGAUCUCGCUAGCGGAAGUCACUGAUCUUGCAGUGGCAGCAUGCCGAAUGCUUCGGGAUCAUUUUGCGCCGCCCAAAUAUUUGCGGAAUCUUCGAACUGUCCGAUCUGGUGCCAAGCGAGUGCAAGAUCGUUAUGACAACUUUCGACAUCUCUCCAGCUCGACCUUUGCAAAACACUAUCGCUGCCGGAGUCGCUUGAGCUUCGAAGACCGAUUGUGCAGCCAGACACGCAAAAGUCAGCUGGCGUGCCCGGCAGACCAGCUUCGAGUCGAAGUGGAAGUGUUGAGAAGCCUGCAGCAUCCGCAUCUUCCUCGCGUGGUUGAAAGCUUUGAGGACUUCAAUGACAUCUACAUAAUUUCCGAGAUAGUGGACAAUGUGCGGCUUCUGCAUUUCAUGCAGACGCGCUUGGACAUGCGAACUGGAAUUUCUGAGGGCUGGCUGGCACAGGUUUUCAAGCAGAUCUUGGAGACCUUGAGCUACUGUCACCAGCUAAAGCCCCACAGCAUCGUGCACGGUGACAUCGGUUUGGAGACCGUGGGCCUGGCCUCCGUCUCGGAUGCUGCGUGCGCGCCCCACGUGGUCAUUUCAGGGCUUGGGGUCGCCGGCACCCUGCCUUCUCCCUCCUUGCCAUCGAUUUCUCGACUUUCUGGAAGGCUUUCCCGGAGUUCGCAACCAGUGGCCGACCUGAUCGCACCACGUUCAGAUGUCGAAGAGCUUUGCAGCCCGAAGCACGAUGUCUGGUGUUGCGGCUGCUUGCUCUACCUGCUCCUUACGGGGCACGUCCCGGGUGAUGCAUUCUUUGGGGAGACCUUCCGGCCGAAGGUGAGCAGCCCAGAUUGGGCUCUCGUCCGCCAUGCUUCAGCACAGGCAGAGGCACUGUGCUCACGAAUGCUGGAGAGUGAUCCAGCCCGUAGACCGGCCGCGACAGACUGCCUUUGCUACCCAUGGCUACAGUCCGGAAGCAAAUUCUGCUUCAAGAUGGUGCCCUUGUCCGUCUUAGAGAAGAUCAUUCAAAUCGAGCAGCAAAACCAGGAAUGCAAGGAGGUGGUGGCGGACGUCGUGGCUGAGUUGAGCUUGAGAUCAGUUUCGUGCGCGAGCACAGCCUUUGCAACCCUUGCAAUGCCCUCACAGAGCUGGGGUGAUCCGAUGGAAUCUGUGCAGCUGACACCUUUUCUCUCGGCUGCUCCGCUUCUGCAGCUUGGCGUCUCCGUACCGAAUGUCGAGAAGGUCAUGCGGGCCUUUGCCGUGCCCUCUUGUGGUCUGAUCGCCCACGGAUCCUUCGUGAAGCGCUGCCUGGAACUGGCUGAAGAUCAGCUGGAUCGCUCCUUGUGGCGCCUCUUCGUCGCGGCGAGGGAGGACGAAUCGGGAGUCCUGCCCGCCAGCCAGCUGGAAGAGGUUCUCCAUGGUGACGUGGCGGAGGUUUCUGCCACCGGUGGGAAGGAUGCAGCAGGGGAAAGCUGUGCUCGCGAGUACAUUCGUUCCGCGAUGGACCCGGAACUCACGGCCAGCGAGGCUGUUCGGCAGAUAACUUCAGGCAACGAAGUCACGUUCGAGUUGCUUAAAGAGUUUGUCAUGCAGCGCCACAACGCUGCCUGUGCCGCUGCAGCCAAACAAUCAGGUCAUGCAUCGCCCGAAAAUGACGCUGCCAACCUAGGCGGCGAUGGCCACAUUGGCUCUGACUCAGUGCAAAAUCUCCAAUCGCCAUGGCAAGACAAGUAA
Molecule: messenger RNA, 5607 nt
Organism: Symbiodinium sp. CCMP2592
Lineage: Eukaryota; Dinophyceae; Suessiales; Symbiodiniaceae
Source: the annotation of a GenBank genome assembly